This is a messenger RNA of Talpa occidentalis (Iberian mole), 1821 nucleotides long. RefSeq names its product chromatin licensing and DNA replication factor 1 (gene CDT1). The record is from RefSeq and is a predicted model, not a curated record. Lineage: Eukaryota; Metazoa; Chordata; Mammalia; Eulipotyphla; Talpidae. Gene Ontology annotation, biological process: DNA replication preinitiation complex assembly; regulation of DNA-templated DNA replication initiation; mitotic cell cycle. Gene Ontology annotation, molecular function: DNA polymerase binding; DNA binding. Gene Ontology annotation, cellular component: nucleus.
AUGGCGCAGCGCCGCCUCACCGACUUCUUCGCCCGCCGCCGGCCCGCGCCCCGCGCCCCCGCGCCGCGGGCCAAGCCGUCCUGGCGCACCCCGAGCCCCGCCACGCCCGCGCCCCGCGCCGCGGGCAGCAGCCGCAAGCGCCCGCCCGCCCGCCGACCCCGCCGCCCGCGAGGGCCCCGCGCCCCCCGCGCGCAGGAGGCUGCGGCUGCCGGCCGGGCCCGCGCCCUGCCCCGGCCCGCGGCCCAGGAGCACGAGGUCCCCGCCAGGCCCACGGCCUCUGAGCUCAGGGCGUGCCUGCGGCGGGCCCGGGAGCUGAGCGCCAGAGCCCUGAAGGACGACGCAGGGGAGCCCAGCACCCCCGAGGCCGAGGGGCACCCGGCAGAGCCAUGUGGAGGGACCCCGCCCGCCUACCAGCGCUUCCACGCCCUCGCCCAGCCGGGCCCCCCCGGGCUCGUGCUGCCCUACAAGUACCAGGUGCUGGCCGAGAUGUUCCGCAGCAUGGACACCAUCGUGGGCAUGCUCUUCAACCGCUCCGAGACCGUCACCUUUGCCAAGGUCAAGCAGGGCGUACAGGACAUGAUGCGCAAGCGUUUCGAGGAGCGUAACGUGGGCCAGAUCAAGACCGUGUACCCCUCAUCCUACCGCUUCCGCCAGGAGCGCCACGUCCCCACCUUCACCGACGGCGUCCGGAAGGCUGACUACCAGCUGACCAUCGAGCCGCUGCUUGACUCAGAGGCAGACGGCACAGCCCCCCAGCUCUCGGCUUCCUGCCUCCUGCACCGGCGGCAGGUCUUCAGCCAGAACCUGGUAGCUCGCGUGCGGGAGCACCACAGGGCCUUCCUGGCUUCCCUGGACCCCCCCAUGGUAGUGCCUGAAGACCAGCUGACACGCUGGCACCCCCGCUUCAAUGUGGACGAGGUACCUGACAUCGAGCCAGCCGAGCUGCCCCAACCGCCCAGCACCGAGAAGCUGGCCACCGCCCAGGAGGUGCUGGCCCGCCGCAGCCUGAUGCCGCCCAGGAUGGAGCAGGCCCUGAGUGACCUGGCCCUGCGCACAGCUCAGCCUGGCAGCCCAGGGCCCCCCAGCACGCCCCUGCCGGUUACACCGCCAGCCACGCCAGCCACUGCCCUGAAGGGGGUGUCUCAGGACUUGCUGGAGCGGGUCCGGGCCAAGGCAGCACAGAGGCAGCUGGCGCAGAUGACGCGGCGCCCAGAGCAGGAGCAGCGGCUGCAGCAGCUGGAGCGGCUGCCCGCGCUGGCGCGCCUGCUGCGCGGCAUCUUUGUGUCGGAGCGCAGGCCGGCGCUCAGCAUGGAGGUGGCUUGUGCCAGGAUGGUGGGCAGCUACGGCACGGCCCUUAGCCACGGGGAGAUGGAGAAGCACGUGCUGCUCCUCUCCGAACUGCUGCCCGACUGGCUGAGCCUGCACCGCAUCCGCUCGGACACCUACGUGAAGCUGGACAAGGCUGCCGACUUGGCGGACGUCACUAGGAAGCUGGGCCGUGUGGCCAAGGCGGAGGCUGCAUUGUGAGCCGUGGCCCCCCCCCACCUCGCCGGGCUUUUAUCCCUUGCACGGAGGCGCCAAGUUCACUCCACCGCAGACCGCCUCGCCGAGGCCGCCUCUGCCCGGCCGGCCUGGGCUCCCGGCCUGGGGCCCGCCACGUGCACGAUUGUCAUUAAACUGAUUUGCUGGUGACUGGUCUCUGCUGCCGUGGGGUGGUGUCCGAGCCCAGCCCCGUGCUGCUCUUCAGGGCGGGGGGCUUUGCCGCGGAUAUGUUGAAUGACGCCCCUAGAGAGAUCUGUGUAUUGAUGCAGGAUGGGGCGA